AUGGAAACCAGUGAACAUAGCGUAUCUCCUAGUUCUUAUCCAUUAAUAACAAGACUUCAUGCGCUUAUUCAGUGUAAUGGCACCUACCAGGCCAUAGGACCUGGAAACCUACAAACCAACUGUUCACCUACUGGUCAACUUCUCAAACCAAGACGGUCACAGUGCAAUACUUAUAGGUCUCAUCGUACAGCAACCUUCAUGAUCAUCACUCUCCGUCUGUUUCCGUCGGGGAAUUACGAAUCCGGUGCUGCCACUAAUUACAUUACUCGAGGACGAGCAUUAAAAAAACUACAGCUGUCGCUGAAAGAUUUUCGUCGUCUUUGUAUUCUGAAGGGAAUUUAUCCUCACGAACCGUUGCAUAAAAAGAAAGUUAACAAAGGAUCAACAGAAAAUCGAGUAUACUAUUAUGCUAAAGAUAUCAAUUUUCUGGCUUCUGAACCGAUUAUUAAAAAAUUCCGGGAAUAUAAAAUAUUCUUGAAAAAACUGACGACAGCAAAAGCGAAACGAGAUGAAGAACGCGUCAAGAAAUUAUACGAAAGACGUCCUAAAUACCAAUUAGAUCAUAUUGUAAAAGAAAGAUAUCCGACGUUCGAGUCAGCACUGCGGGAUCUGGAUGAUGCAUUGUGUUUGCUGUUUGCUUUUUCAGUUUUGCCUCAUACUAAAAUUAUUACUAGCUCUUUGGUGGAGUCAUCUCGGAGAUGCCUUAUAAAAUGUGGGAACUUAUUCCUAUUUCAGGUUUUUGUCUCGAUUAAGGGAAUCUAUUAUGAAGCAGAAGUGAUGGGUGAACGAGUAACGUGGAUUGUGGGUCACGAUAGAGGCGUAGGACAUGUAAGUGAAGUGGAUUUUUCCGUAAUGGCAACAUUUGCGGAGUUUUACGUUACAAUGCUCGAAUUCGUCAACUUUCGACUUUAUCAGUCAAUCGGACUCUUUUAUCCGCCUAAACUGGCUUUUAAGUCAGAUAAGUCUGAUGAUGAUGAUCAAACUGAACAGGGAAAAGUAUAUAGCUUAGCAUGUCCACUGUCAAAAUUUGACAGUUAUGAGGAACAAAUUGAUGCCAAUAUCGAUGACGCAAUCCAUAAUGAACUGAGUGAAAAGCUGUGUGAUGUCGAAAAGAGGAAACAGUUGUUCGUAAACUGUCGUUUUUGGCUAAAUCGUGAAGUUCCAAAGGAUGUUCUUGCGAUUAUUAUAAGAAGCUGUGGUGGCUUGGUUUCUUGGGAACAUUGUCCGGCGGCACAAUAUUAUGAAAAUGAUGCUCAGAUUACACAUCAAAUAGUCGACAGGCCACUGCUUGACAAUCAAAGAAAUCUCAACAGAUGCUACAUACAACCGCAAUGGGUUUUCGAUAGUUUUAAUAGACGAAGUCGACUUCCAGUGAAGAAGUAUCUUCCUGGUGCAAUAUUGCCACCUCACUUGUCACCCUUUUCCAGUGACUACAAUAUUUACGAAGAGCAGCUCAAGCAAUUGAAGCUGAUAGGCAAAGCAUCGUCAGGCGCUACUGAUAAAAUGAACACUGAAGGGGAAAGCAAGAUGCAAGAAAAGAAAAAAAUUCAAAAAGAAGAAGAGGUACCAACUAUGAACGUUAACAAAGGCCGAAUGCAUAAAGAGAAUUUACAGAAGAAACUGAAUGAAGAGGGACAUAAACUUAAGCUACGUGAAAUGCUCAUACCGAAAAAACGUAGAAGAGUUUAUUCCAAAAUCAAGCGAGGAAUUAAACGCCGAAUUCAUGAAGAGAAAAAGUUAAAUGAGAAGAGAUUGAAACUGUUGGAAACAGUGAAUUGA
Messenger RNA from Acanthocheilonema viteae, 1779 nucleotides. NCBI's taxonomy places the organism in Eukaryota, Metazoa, Nematoda, Chromadorea, Rhabditida, Onchocercidae. The record is from the annotation of a GenBank genome assembly.